UCAAAAAGCAACAUCCAUUUUUAAAAGAAGUUCAUUCCUCUAAUCUCCAAGAAAAAUAUCCAAAGCCUAAACCGGUUCAUCGACAUAAUUCGAUUAUUUAUUCUUCGCCAUUAGAACGCAUUAAUGGUUGUGGAUAUAAAGUAGACAAUUCUCCUUUAUCCAAGAAAAAAGAAGUUAGGAAAUUAAAACUUGCUUUGGGACAGCAAAAUCAUCACAAUAUUUAUUUGAAAUUGAAUUGUGAUAAUGUGGAAGCGAAACCCCUGCCAGCGGUUGAUAAUAAAGUAGGAAUAGACUUAAAUCUAACAAAGCAAUCUUACAUUACUCUCUCUAAUGGCAAGAAAUAUAAGCACCCAAAGCAUUAUAGGAAAGCAGAAAAGAUAUUAAAAAUAAAGCAAGACAUCUUAAAUAGAAAAACCCAAAAAAUAGCAAAUGAAAUUGUUAGGGAUUAUGACAAGAUAGUUGUGGAAAAUUUGCAUAUUGAUAAAAUGGUUCAAGAUAGCAAACUAUCCCAAUCAAUUUAUCAAGCCCGUUGGGGAAUUUUAAUUAAAGUGCUUGCCGAGGAAGCUGAAAUCGCUACUCGGCAACUAGUGAAAGUAAAUCCAAAAAAUACUUCGCAGACUUGUAGUCUUUGUG
Messenger RNA from Racocetra persica, 633 nucleotides. Lineage: Eukaryota; Fungi; Glomeromycota; Glomeromycetes; Diversisporales; Gigasporaceae. The record is from the annotation of a GenBank genome assembly.